UGUCCAGCUUGUCCCCUGCCUGGGGUGAACAUGACUAGAGAACAUACAGACACACCAUCUAACCCAUUAUGCAGGCAUCUAGCCACCCUAAUUGUUGGUGGAGAUGGCAAUUCCCAUCUACAGCUGAAGGAUAAGUGGAGAAAAGAUGAAGAUAUCAGCAUAUUGGAUGGUCAGGGAUAUUUUCUGCUGAAGGGCAAGUUUGAGGAGUAUGUU
Dacryopinax primogenitus is the source of this 213-nucleotide messenger RNA. RefSeq lists its product as uncharacterized. The annotation marks the transcript as partial. The transcript is spliced from 2 exons. NCBI's taxonomy places the organism in Eukaryota, Fungi, Basidiomycota, Dacrymycetes, Dacrymycetales, Dacrymycetaceae. The record is from RefSeq and is a predicted model, not a curated record.